AACAUGGCGGAGGUGUCAUUGGAAAUUUUCUAAAACUGUCAUAAAAGUCAUAAUUUCUCUUUUUCUUAGUAUGAUCAGUAAUAUGGUUCAAUGACAAGCAGAGCAAGAGAGGGUGUGCCAAUUUUUGUUAUGGAGGUGACGGUUCAGAGUCUGUUGGAGAAUGAGGCACAGGGUCGGGUCAAGAUAUCCUGUGAUCCUGGCGACACCAUUGACAGCCUGAUAUCGGCCUUCUGUAUUGAGAAGGGGGUACGCCAAAAGAAAGAUUAUGUCUUGAGGAACAUUAACAAUGACAUGCUUCACAAUACUCGUAGAAUAGAAACAUGUGGCAUUAAUGAUGGAGAUACACUUUACUUGGGAACUACAGCCCCAAGUGAAUCCACAUUUGGUUUCAACAAUUUCUGGCUGUUAGCAGGGGUCAGCCUUCUGAUUGGGACCAUUGGAAUUGUUGCCAUAUCGGUCAUCAAAGUCACCGGAGAUGCCAUCCUACAAGAGUAUGGCAUUGUCAUCGAUUGUGGAUCGACUCACACUGAAAUAUUCGUCUACUCAUGGCCUGGCACCAAACUGAAUGGGACUGGCGUCAUCAAACAGGUCUCCUCAUGCAGGAGAGAAAUUCCUUUAGCAUCAUUUGAGACACAUCCAAAAGAUGCAGGGCCAUCUUUGGUGGACUGCAUCCACCAAGCUGCUGUCAGUCAUAUUCCCCAGAACAGUCAUCACGAGACAAGAAUUUAUCUUGGAGCUACUGCUGGCAUGAGGAUGCUCUAUGAGAAGGAUUCCAAAGCCAGCGAUGCAAUUAUGCAAUCUGUCCGUAAGACUCUCAAAGAAUUCCCAUUCAAAUUUAGCGACCCUGCAGAUCAAGCCAGAAUCAUCUCUGGUCGAGAGGAGGGGUCAUUUUCUUGGGUGACCUCAAACUAUCUGUCUGGAAUUUUUGCAGUGUCCGAUUCUGGUAAAGUUGUUCCACGUGCGGAUGCAGACACGCCAUCAAGAACUUUUGGUGCUCUAGAUUUAGGCGGUGCGUCAACUCAGAUAACCUACCAGCCCGCCCCAUCUCUCAUGGCAGACAUUCCAGCAGAGUAUGUCGAGCCAUUGUUAUUGUAUGGAGAGAUGUACGAGACCUUUGCCGACACUUUCCUUUGUUUUGGAAAAACAGAAGUUGAGAGGAGAUUGCUUGCAAACUUGGUGAAUGCUGAUGCAGAAGCAGCCAACAACAGUACGGUGACAAACCCCUGUGCACCGAGGGGAAGCCUGGUUGAAAAAGCCUAUGGCUACGUAUUCGAGGCUCCUUGCACUGUGGGCAAACAGGCAAGACUGAGCGGCACUGAGGUCAUUCCACACAAGGAUAUCCCUAAGAAUUCAACAUUCCGGUUCCGUGGUACUGGCAAUUCCUCACAGUGUCAACUAGAUGUAGACAAAUUGUUCAACUUCACCAACUGUCCUUAUGAAGGUCAUUGUUCAUUCCAAGGUCACUACAUUCCAGAUGUCUAUGGAAAAUAUUUGGCAUUCACUGGUUUCUUCCAUGUGAUGGACUUUCUCAACCUAACAGCUGCCCGUAAUCCUGGGGUUGUCACACUGAAGAAAUUCACCUCGGUGGUGGAUGGUCUCUGUGCUAAGGAUUGGAAGGAGGUGAAGACCAUGCGCUCCCCAGUGACAGAUCUGCUACCCUUCUACUGUUUCGAUGGACACUAUGUCCUCACUCUGCUGACCAAAGGCUAUGGCUUCAAUGAAACAAAUUGGAAAAGCAUAGAGUUUGUAGAUAAGAUUCAAGACACCACAGUCGGUUGGCCAGUGGGCUACAUGCUGAACGUGACCAACUCAAUCCCAAUUGCGGAACCACUUGAGAAGAUCAGCUUCCCUGUCUUCAUCGGCUUGAUGUGUGUCUUCAUAUUCUUUAUCUUUGUUGCCAUCGGAUUUGCGUGCCACGCAAAAAGCUCGCGAGAAUCCAAAAGCGAGUAUCAGAAACUUCCAGAGUAUGGUACCGUUUAAUAUUUGCUCGUCUAGGUUUAAUGUGCCUUGUUAUUAUCAAAAGUCGUUGAACCAAGUUCAAAUCAUUCAUACUGAAUUCUGGUGAUUUGUGCCACACCUGGGGAUCAGCAAAGGGAGGCCGGCACCAAUGUAGUUUCACGGCAAAAAGUAGUUCCAGUUAUCUGGUGACCUUUCGAGGGACCAGUUGUCCUGGAGCCACACAAUUUGGGUUGAGAUGAUGCAACACGUUGCCUUGGGUGGGAUUAUCUUCAUCAAAACAUUAUAAACGCUCACCACAACGAUUUUAUUGAGGGUUUUGAAUUGAGCUUACUUUCAAUUUUCACUCUUUCGAAAGGAGUUGUAUGAAGCUUUUUCUAAGAAAUUAUGUCAUUCUUUGCCAUUGUUCUUUUUUAGUAAAAAUAUCAUGUGUCACAUUUUCAUCACUUGUGGACCAAAUGACUACUGAUACUGUUAAAUUCCACAUUUGCCAUAGCAAUCAUGCGAUGCUUUACAAGCACGAUAUAAUAUAUUUCAUAUUUUUUAGCAUUUGCAACUAUCCGCUUGUUCAUGUUGUAGUGAUAUUCUAACAUUUUUUGUACAUAUCAUUCAGAAAUAGUUGUACAUGUACAGGAAGAUUGUAUUCCAGUUUAGAAAGAGGUCACAUUGUUGCUGUAUGUAACUUGAUACCGAGAAUUCAGCAUUUUCUUGAUCAGGGUUGGGGCUAGAGCAGUGUGGCUCUGAAACAGAUAGGAAAAUAGUUGACUUGUUGAAUCGGUACUGCCAUUUCUUCAUUCCAUUGCAUUGGAGCAUUGGCGGGUAGUCAGGUCAGUUUGAGGUAUCAGGGUUGACCAUGACGUGACAUCACCCACAGUGUCUCCUAUUCUGUGAGCUGAGGCAGUGUGCAGUAUCCUAUACUCUACUGCUUUAGCCCCCAUAACAGAUCCACCUCUGGAGAGUUGGAUCUGGAAAGGGGGUAUCACCCACCGAAGAGCGUUAGAAGAAAGUUGAAUAGAUAUUACAUUGUAUUUGAUCAGGUUCCACUACUUGCUACUGUCAAGGAGGACACUGGAAGUCCAUCCCAUCAAUGUGCCUGGUUUAUGCUUAUACAUGUUAUCAGCUUGUUGUGUAUUUGAUUCCCAAAAUCAAUUUCUUUUUGUCAGUGUCUUCAAUUACAGAAGCACAAUGUUUCACUGCUUAAUAGCGUGUUGAGCGACUUGGACCCGAACUGUGACGUUGAUCAGGACGAAGUCCUUGUUAGUCACAAGGCCAACUGCUUAAUCAGACAUCUGCAAGACAUGAUUUAGAUAUACAGCAUGUUAUACGCAACCGAAAAAUAGCCAAAAGGAUGCCAUUUCAUUCUCCGAUGAAGAGGUUACAAUGAAUUCUGUCAUGUCAUCUUCUCGUGUUGUAAGAACUCUACCGUUAAACACUUCCGGCUUUCUCCUUGAAGUACUGUCUAGGCAAAAUCAGCUGAUUGAAUGUUCAAAUGCUGGAGGCAGUGAUAUAAUGCUGCCAUUGUUGCAUCAUAUCACUAUGAAAAUGUUAAAAGGAAAUUUCUUAAAAACAGCUUUCAGUAACUGACAGAGCAAAUAAUUGUAGUCAAUUUGAUUGGCCAUUUUGUCUUUGGUUGGCAGUGCAUGUAGAGAAACUGUGUGUUGUCACGUUGGUAAAAAUGGAAAUAUUUUGCUGUUUAUCAUGUUUGUUACUGUAAAUAUUAAUCAUUGUUACUGUAUUCAUUUUCUAUGAAACCAUAUUCAUAUUCUAUGAUAAAGUGAGAUUUGAGAUCAUUCUGUCUAGUCAGUUCUACUUGUACUUUCAUGUGUGCACUGAAACCAAGUUGAAAGAUGAUGCAAGUGUCCUUUAGAGAUAAACUAAAUCUUGAUUGGUAGUAAAUUCACUUUUAGAUAACGCUUAAGUAAUAUUUUAUGAUCAGGGUAGUAGCGCUAUCAUGAUUUAUAUCAUGAGGUGGGUUCUAUUGUGGCCAUGUAUAAUUAUCUAACUAUUGACAAAGUCAGACACAUUAUUAGAUAAUGUUUUAAUUUGUUCCACUUUAAACAAGCUUGUUAAUUCAAUGAUUGGAGUAAAUUAUUAAACUGCCAUUGUGAUACUAAUAA
This is a messenger RNA of Lineus longissimus, 4073 nucleotides long. RefSeq names its product ectonucleoside triphosphate diphosphohydrolase 1-like. The record is from RefSeq and is a predicted model, not a curated record. The transcript has 12 exons. Lineage: Eukaryota; Metazoa; Nemertea; Pilidiophora; Heteronemertea; Lineidae. Gene Ontology annotation, cellular component: plasma membrane. The coding region runs from base 91 to 1980 and encodes 629 amino acids. Gene Ontology annotation, molecular function: hydrolase activity.